AUGGCGGAAAGUGCACUCAAUAUCUUUUCCACUUCUACUAUUAUUAAGCUGGAGGACCAACACAUUGUUGACAAACAACGAGAAAUAUGAGUAAUCCGUCUGUCAGUUUCACAUAAUCUCUCAGCCCAAGCGCUCAGCGCUGAUCUACAGAGCAAUGCAUUCAGUAUCUUUGGCAUAGAUGGAUUCCGAGAGCCUAACUCUUCGACCAUUCAGGGUGAGCGAUGUGGAUGACUUAAUACUGUGGGCGGGUGAUGAGCAAGUCACUCGAACCAUCCGAUGGAAGACCAUCACCUCUAAGGAGGAAGCCUUGACCUUCAUCAAAGAAGUCUGCAUCCCCCACCCUUUUUGUCGAUCCAUAUGUAUAGAUGACCGCUCCAUCGGCUUUGUUUAUGUCAUCAGGGCAAGGUUCAAAGUAUCGGCCGAGUCCGGUACGACUCGGCCGAGUCGUAUCCGCCUCGACACCUGCCGCGACGAGACCGAUACCAGAUACGGUAUAAUGCAUGAACUCGACUGGGAAUCGGUUAGACUCGACUGACUUGUCUGAGUUUCCGAGUUAACUCGGUUGACUCGGUUAGGUUACAGAGAAUUUUCAAAUUUUUCAUAAAAUAAAAAAAAAAAAUUAACCAGAGAUUGCCCUUCCAAAAGCAAACACCUAUUCUGAAAUUUUAAACCAUCAAUAAGAAGAUCAAAGAAGAUGAAGAAGAAAAAACCCUAACCGUAACCCAUUCGGAAAUAAGCGGAGAAACCACCGAAGGAUGAGGGCAUGAUUUAUGAUUUACUUACCUGAUUUUCCUCAAAAUCGAGCAUUACCAGAGGGUGGAGCUUUGGUGUCGGCGGUGGUGACUCGUCAAGUGGACUGAAUAUUUCAUCGGCGGCGUCGACAAGACAACCCCUCGCAAUCAGAUUGCUCCCCCUCCCAUGUUAGGAACGGUUAUAAAUUUGCGAUUGCAAGUGGUGUCGUCUGUUGUGGGUCUUGACAGCAUGGUGGUGUGCGAGGGUGGGAGAUUGAGAGCUCUGUUGUGGGUCUUGACAGCAAUGGUGGCGAGGACGGGAG
Vitis vinifera (wine grape) is the source of this 1054-nucleotide messenger RNA. RefSeq lists its product as uncharacterized. Gene Ontology annotation, molecular function: acyltransferase activity, transferring groups other than amino-acyl groups. Lineage: Eukaryota; Viridiplantae; Streptophyta; Magnoliopsida; Vitales; Vitaceae. Bases 179 to 535 code for a protein of 118 amino acids. The record is from RefSeq and is a predicted model, not a curated record. The transcript has a single exon.